AUGUAUAUGUGUGAAUAUUAUUUUUGUUCAAGUAUGGAGGACUUGAGUUUCGUCCCCGAUGUUCCAAGUGGACCUUUGGAUGUGUAUAGAAAAAGCUCGACUUUCGAUUGGAAACGCCUCAAGUUGGCAUUGGAGGGUGAUAUAGAUUUGCUAAAACUUAAGUACAAAAUAUGGCACACGUUGGAGAAGGACCCAUUGUUCGCACACAACACGGUGACCCCAUCCGUGGAGGAACAGAAGCGCAUCACACAACUGCAGUUAAAGAAAAUUAACGAGUACAAAUUUCACACUAAAGAUAUGGUCAAUGCGAGCUAUAGUAUACGGACCCGCACAAUAAUGACAAUAAACGAGGCCAUCCAGUCCCUAAAUCCUAGUGUUUCGGUAAAAAUGGCCAUAGGAAUUUACCUGCCUUCGAAUGCCCUGCUGUCGCUGGGCACGGAGAGGCAUCUCAAGUUCUACCAGUCCACAUUUGUAAAUAGAGAGACGCUGGCCAGUUUUGCUCUAACCGAGAUCGCGCACGGCUCGGACGCGCGCCUCAUGCGUACGACAGCGACGUACGACCCUCAACAGAAGCAGUUCGUGAUACACACGCCAGACUUCGAGGCCGCUAAAUGCUGGGUUGGUAAUCUAGGGCGGACUUGCACACACACAUUGUUAUUUGCACAGUUGAUCACACCGGACGGCACUAACCAUGGACUGCACGGGUUCGUAGUUCCUAUCAGAAACCCCGAGACCUUGGAAACUUACCCGGGGUUAAUAGUGGGAGAUAUGGGAGAGAAGAUCGGCGUCAAUGGGAUUGACAAUGGAUUCAUAAUAUUCAACCAGUACAGAAUACCUCGCGAAAACUUGCUAAACAGAACAGCCGACGUCACAGAAGAUGGGGUGUACGAGUCUUCAUUUUCAGAUCCUUCUAGAAUAUUGGGGGCAGCGCUAGAGAAUUUAUCAGCAGGUCGUAUCGGUAUAAUGCAGGAGAGUUGCCACUCAAUAGCAAGCGCUGUUACCAUAGCAAUACGGUACGCGGCCACGAGGAAGCAGUUCGGUAACAAAGACAACGAGAUACCGCUGAUCGAAUAUCAGUUACACCAAUGGCGUCUCUUCGGAUAUGUGGCUGCGGCAGUAGUUUUCAAAAUGUAUUUGGAGAACUUUACCCGGGUAUACCUCAAUAUUGUCGAGAAAUCGAAUGUCGGAAUAAAAGUUGAUAGUUUGAGCGAGGCGGUGUCGGAGAUCCACGCGAUAGUGUCGUGCAGCAAGCCCCUGCUCUCGUGGACGGUGCUGGCCGCCGCGCAGCAGUGCAGGGAGGCCUGCGGCGGACACGGAUACCUAAAAUUUGCAAACCUAGGCGACAUCCGCAGCAAUCACGAAGCAACGGUAACAUACGAGGGCGACAACAAUGUCCUCUCACAGCAGACGGGCAACUGGCUACUGAGACAGUUCCACAUAGCCAGGACCGGCGGCUCAGUGGACUCUCCGCUCAACAGUGUCACUUUCUUGAAGAACUGGGAGAGGUGCUUCGCAGUGAGGUUUAAAUGUACUAAGACUGAGGAGCUCAAAACUAUAGAAUUUAUAACUACUACAUAUAAAUGGCUAAUAUGCUAUUUAUUAAAACAGACUGACGAAAAAUAUGAAUCAGAAAUCGCCAAAGGUUUGUCAAAGUUCGAAGCUAGAGCCAGGUCUCAGGUGUACAAAUGGAGACAGUUGACGAAACUCUACGCAGAGUACUGCACACUCAUGUUCUCUUAUGAAUGUCUGGAAAAGAAGGAGGAGUCUUUAAAACCGGUGCUGUUGAAGCUGUUCUGUUUAUAUGGGCUCUGGUCGCUAGAUCAACAUUUAGUGGAGUUAUAUCAAGGAGGUUACGCGCAUGGCGAAUCUCUGGCGAGGUUACUGCGUGAGGCGGUGCUGGAGCUGUGCGGCGAGCUGAAGCACGAGGUGGUGUCCGUCGUGGACGCGCUCGCGCCCACCGACUUUGUGCUCAACUCGGUUCUUGGAAAGAGCGACGGAAAUUUGUACCAAAACAUCCAGAAAGCAUUCUUCAACCAUCCCGGCGUGUUCGAGCGAGCGGCGUGGUGGCGCGAAGUGGUCAACUUACCGCACUCUAAGCUUUAA
Molecule: messenger RNA, 2103 nt
Organism: Arctia plantaginis
Lineage: Eukaryota; Metazoa; Arthropoda; Insecta; Lepidoptera; Erebidae
Source: the annotation of a GenBank genome assembly